Ictalurus furcatus (blue catfish) is the source of this 1851-nucleotide messenger RNA. RefSeq names its product B9 domain containing 2 (gene b9d2). The transcript has 4 exons. Gene Ontology annotation, biological process: cilium assembly. The record is from RefSeq and is a predicted model, not a curated record. Gene Ontology annotation, cellular component: MKS complex. Bases 612 to 1139 code for a protein of 175 amino acids. Lineage: Eukaryota; Metazoa; Chordata; Actinopteri; Siluriformes; Ictaluridae.
CAGAUGGGAGAAGUGUCGGUAUGAUAGCUAGCUAAUAGGCUCGAGCUUUAAAAGGAUAAAGGUGGAUACCAAGGUGUCUAACAUGCACAAAAUUUCUGAUUAAAACAAGCAUAUUCCAGGGGUAGGAAUCGGAAUUUGGGGAAUCCGAAUAUUGUAUUAAUCUGAAUUGGGGAAUUGUAUUGCGGCGUUAACAUGACUCAAUACUAAUCAGAAUAUUGCCAAAUUCCAAUUAAUAUUGGAUUAUUGAUGUCCUGAUGCGUCUUUGCACUGUUAUUAAACAACAUAACCAAGUGCAAAUUUAAUUUCUAUUAUUUAGGACUAAAUGUGUUCAAAGAAUAUGACUUGUCUGCAGUACAAGCGGGGUUAAUUUGGAGAGAUGAGUUGGUGUAAGUCCUUGUUUAGCCACCAGGUGGCGGCGAAAACUCACGUGAUCAUCACUCGCUCCAAUCACAUAGCGAGAGAGUCGUUGCUAAGGAAGUGAUUCUCCUGACUACCAGGAGAGUAAACGAUUAGUGUUUGUAAACUACAAGAUUAUCCCGUUUGUUUUAAAUCAGGUCCAUUUUCGCAUCAGUUUGCUUGUUAAUGAACGGACUUGGAGCGAAGCACAUCGUAUGGCAGAGCUGCAUAUAAUCGGCCAGAUCAUUGGGGCCAGUGGUUUCCCUCAGAGCAGCCUGUUCUGCAAGUGGGGCAUUCACACAGGAGGAGCAUGGAGACUUCUGUCUGGUCUAAAGGAGGGACAGACACAAGUGGACAUACCCCAGAUAGGUGAAAUGGCUUACUGGAGUCAUCCUAUCGAUUUACAUUACUCCACUAAAGGCCUUCAAGGUUGGCCAAAGCUGCAUGUACAGGUCUGGCAUCAGGACUCUUUUGGCAGGUGUCAGCUGUACGGUUACGGCUACUGCCAUGUGCCCUCCAGCCCCGGACAGCACCGGCUGCAGUGUGUGACAUGGAGGCCAGUAGGAACCUGGCAGGAACAGCUGGCCCAGAUGUUUGUUGGCGGAGGCCCUCAGCUUCGCUCUCCUGACCUCAUUUACAGUGGAGCAGACAGAUACAGGCUUCAUACAGAGGCUAUGGGCACAGUAGAACUGGAGCUGUGCGUCAUUCUGCGGCAUUUUGAGCGCUAUGGCGUAGAGAGCUGAGAGACUUGAGGCUGUGAUAUGCAGAUAGCAACAUCUAAUGAGAGGUAUUCAAAUCAUAACUUCAUUAGCUAAUCUACCGGGCAAGUAAAAGCUACUUCUGAAAAGAUCAUCUGUCAUCCAUGAACACUAAUUUAUCCACGUUGUAAAGCACUUUCUACUGACAGCUGGCCACACCUUGCCAGAUGUGCAGUGCAUCAGGUAGUGGGAUUUGGAACGAUUAGUGUGUGCUAUGGUUCUAUCAUGGUGGUGCAUCGGGUCACUGUGAAGUGCAUUACUUUUAAAUAUAGCUACAUAUCAAAUGAAAUUUUGUGUUUUGUGCAAGUCUAUGAACUACUAUACCAAGUUAGUAUAAACAUUUUGCGAAAAGUAAGGAAUAUUAUUUUUCUUUUCUGUCUGCAUGGCAACUACAAACAAAAACGAAUAGCCCGGAUAUGAAACGUGCUUGUUCUAGGCAUCUGGGCUACUAUUUUGUCCACCCUUGCAUUUUAUUUACACUUAUAUUGGAGUUACUUGUAGUGAAUUUGUGACAUUUUUUGUAUUCAGAGAGGAUGACAAGGUGUCAGCUGACCUCUGGCUUGUGAGACAUCUAUGGAUGCAGUGAUAAUUAAUAUGACCUGUUUGUUUUUAAAAAAAUCAAUUUUGUACUAAUUUUGUACACAAUGUUAAUGUAUUUUCUGUUGAACGAAUUAAACGUUUGAUUACUUAAUCCUUA